This is a messenger RNA of Diplodia corticola, 2607 nucleotides long. RefSeq lists its product as uncharacterized. Bases 1 to 2607 code for a protein of 868 amino acids. The transcript has a single exon. NCBI's taxonomy places the organism in Eukaryota, Fungi, Ascomycota, Dothideomycetes, Botryosphaeriales, Botryosphaeriaceae. The record is from RefSeq and is a predicted model, not a curated record.
AUGCGCACCCGUAGCGGCAAGGGCAAACUCUCCGAAUCCGCCACGCCUGCUCCCCAGAGCCACGACACCAGCCUCGACGCCUCGUCGUCGGGCUCGCCAAAGACCUCGCGCAAGCUGACCCGUUCAUCGUCCAACAACUCAAUGCAUUCCCAAAUCUUCGUCGCCGCCAAGGACCACGGCCCCGGCGCCUAUUAUGCUAGGCCCGUCCUGACCAUUUCCGGCCUGCCCGAGCACUUCCUCGCCCGCCUGGAGCGUGAGGACGAGCUGCGCCAGCGCUCCUCACGGCCCAAGUCUCUUUACGAGCAGUUCCAGGAAAUCGAGCGCGAGAGCUCCAGCCAGAACGAAGACCCGUCCCAAAAUGGCAACGACCACGAGCGCCCGAAGCGAGGCAAUCGCGGCCGCCCAGCCAAGAUCCAAAAACACCAGCCUUCGCCCCGGCGGCGCCGCGCUCGUCCACGCAAGUCGCUCGCUGACGUCGACGAGGAAGACUUCAUGUCGCGCCCGCAGACGCCCAGUGUGGCCGAUGCUGACGAAGACGCCAACCCGGAUGCCGCCGAUCCGCCGUCCGACGACGACCUGAGCGAAGCAGCUGAUCAAGACCAAGCCGACGACUCGCACUCGCCAGAGGAGCCCGACGCAAGUCCCUCGCAGCAACUCAUCAAUGAGACUGCCGGCGCUUACAGGUCCACUGCUACCUCGGCCCGGAGCCAACCCUCACCUCCUCGCGAGCCCCGGCCCCGCCCGACCUACCUGGAUGAGGAAUUGGAAGACGGAGACCUUCCGCCACCCUUCUCCAACACCCCCGGCACCCCUUCCGAGUCGGAAGUUGAUGAUGAUGCCAACCGUAUCCUCAGGAAGCGCUUCGACUACAUGACCGAUCCCGGCAAGUUUAUCGCUGCUCUUACUAAGCAUCUGCCCUCUGAAAGAACGUCCGAUAUACUGUACGCGCUUGCUGAAAACACCCAAGCCGCCCUGGAAGCAUGGCAGGACGAGUACCUCGCCAUCGACAAACGGGUUGCGGCACACGCGAACAAUGGUCCCAGGAAACCGGUAAACGGUGGCCGUGUGCCCGUUGACCCCGUCGUCUUUGAGGAUCAAAAGGAAGCCGACAUCUACAGCUACGUUUAUGAUUCACGCAAACCUCCGGGAACCCAGGAUCCCUUCAGUCAGCGCAUUGGCACCGACUACGUCGGCGGUCGCGAGCUGCGGCAUAGGCGUGCCCGAGAUGUCACUACCGAGGACCUAGCUCAAAGCGAGGAGGAAGUUGGGAAGAGGAAGAGGCGGGCAGCCCAACGAUUCGAUGGAACGGCGGACUCUGGUUCGCGCACCCGCAAACGUGAGCAUGCCGGAUCCGAAACCCCGGAACCGCCCGUUUCUCGGAAGAGAGGUAAGGUUGGCAGCGCAACCAAGAGGCAAUCCGUCGUGCCAGCCCGUAUUCGCGAAAUGAGAGGCGAGAGCGCCAUGACUACCAGUGCUUCUGAAGACGACGAUACCUACGAAGGAACACCGGAACCGCGCGGGCCUGGUAAGCGACGUGGAAGACCGCCGGGGAGCAAAAAUCUCGCUCAACGUAAGGAUGCCGGUAUCAAGAAAGGGCCACGAGGGAAGAAGGGUGCUGCUGCGGCCCAAGCCGCUGUAAAUGCUGCAAACAACGAGCAGAACAGCACACAGACAACCUUCCCCAGUGCUCCCAGCGCCGUCACCGCCGCGCCGCCGCAACAACCCCAGCAACAGCAGCCCUUCUUCGUCCAGGGCUACAAUCAUGCCCCGCACUCAAACAUUCCUCCCGUCUCAGCUGCGCCAGUGCCAGGCAUCAAUGCCGAUCCUACCUUUAUAUCCGCCCAUCCCCAACAAACAGCUCAGAAUCCGUACGGUGCAGGAGUGGCCAGUCAAUCUUCGAUCGCUCCUGGUACUCCUGCCCAAGCAAAUGGUCACGCACAGCAUGUUGCGGCGCCAACUUCAACGCCUGCCUCGACCACGCAAGCAGCACAAACGCCCACGAGUGCUGGUAGUAGCACCACCACUGCCUCUGGUCGCAAGAAAGGCGUGAAAUCAGAGAAACGUAGUGCCAGUAUGACGCAGUGGUGGGCAGAACGCAAGGCUCGCCAAGCAGCAGACCGUCUCGCUGAUCAACAGCGUCAGCACCAAGCUGAGGUGCAGAAUGCCGCAGCUGCCCAAAAUCCGCAAGGUUAUGGCUUACCGGUGAAUGGAUACAAAGGCCCGUAUCCGCCGACCCAGCCGGCUUUCCAGAGCUACGCUACGACUCAACCGGCGGCGCAACAAAGCAGCUUUAGAGCCAUCGCCCCGGGCCCUCACCAGGGCCAAGGCGCGCAAGCACAAGCACAGACCCACCACCAUCAUCACAUUCCGCAGACGACUCAUCACCACCACACGCCUCCCGCCAUCAGUCACCCGUCAACACAAGCGACACAGCCAGCGAAGCAGGCGGUUCAUCACGGACCGUUUGGUUAUGAUGGUGCGGGCAGUCCGCCACCACCUAUUCACGGCAAUAUGCAGCAAGGGCAGCCGCAGCAGGGUGUUCCAGACAGCCUCCGUCGCGACAUUCUAGGAUUGAGGGGCAAACCCGAGCCGAGGCGCGGUUUAUGA